AAUUUUGUCCCUUAUCUGACACUGUUUAUUUUUAGUACCUACAUGAAAAAUUAUUUAGAAAUUUGUCCUUACUAUUUAUCAAAGUUAUAAAGAUGUAAGAGUUUCUUUUCAUAUAGGGACCAAAAUGAAAAUGACGUGUCAAGUAUAGUGACCAAAAUGUAGUUUUUUUUAAUGUAGGGACCAAAUUGAAGUGUGAAUUUUUGUCAAAUAGGAACUAAAGUGAAAAAUAUUAUCAAGAAUAGGGCCCAAAUCUAAAAUGUUAUAACUUUGGCAAAUUUUUUCAUGGAGGGACUAAAAUGUAGAUUUUUUUUCAUGUAGGAACUAAAAUGAAAAAAAAAAUGUUAGGUGUAGGGACCAAAUCUUUAAUGUAACCUUUUUUCUAAUGAAAAAACUAUAUGUUUAUAAAUUCUCAAAACAUUGUCAUAUUGUAGAACAAAGUAAAAUUAUCCAUACAACGAUACAAGUCAGUGCUUUUUGGUUGUCUUCCCCCUAAUCUCUAUGCAUGGUAUAUUUUACAAAAGCCAUUGUUGAUUAACUUUAUGUUGGUAACACAUUGGUUUUGUUGGAUCAUCUGUGUGUGAAUGAGGGUAUCUGUCAAUGCUAUAAAAAUAUUGUUGGAAUAUGUUCAUUGGCUUAUUGCUUUAUCUUACUGCUUUAUGGUGAUGAAUGUUGGGCUUUAAAGGGACAACAAAGAAAAACCUAAAUGAAUAUGUUAAGAUAGAUGUGUGGUCAUAGAAGAAAUGACAGAAUACAAAAUGUUUGUAUGUGGAGAAAUAUUGAUGUGAUACCUAUUGAGGAAAAGAUGACAAAAUAUCAGUUGAAGUAGUUUUGGACAGGUGAAAAGAAGGACAUUGGAGGCACUUUGUUGCAUGGUUUUGCACCCUAUUAAAAGGAGUAGAGACCAAAAAUGACAUUGGAGGAAUUUAAUAUGGUGAAUAGUAUCCCUGAGAAUUUGGUUUUUUACCGAGACCAAUGGUGACAUGUAAUCAUGGGGAUUUGUGGACUCUCAUUCGCAAACAAGGGACGUCUUCUUCGCAUUGUUGGACAUAAUGGGGUAGCAUACGGGGUUAAUACUGAAACAGGAGAGCUUUUAAAGGAAUUUAAAAUCACAAAAAAGUCUAUUACUUCUCUGGCUUUCUCGAAUGAUGAAAAAUAUUUAGCUAUUGUCAGCUCUAGACCACGGGUUAUAAGCUGGGAAAUUGGGGAAGAGAUUCUGAAGUUCCCUAAUGAUUUGGGAAAUGUAGAGCACAUUUCUAUAUCGAGUGAUGCCAAAAAUUUAGUUACAUCAGAUUUUGAGGGUAAACAUCUUCAAGUUUGGAAGUGUGAUUUAAAUUCGGGAAAUCUGUGUAGAGGUCCUACACUUCCCAUAAGACAUCCUCCAUUAGUUUUGGACUGCCACAGUGGUUGCAAUAAAGAAGAUGUAGUUGUUUUGGCAGUUACUGGUAGAGGUUCAGCUUAUGUAUGGAAUUUGAGUGCUUCCUCCAAAGAUCAGAUACAGCCAACUAAAUUGACUACGGAGACUAAAAUAGUUGAAACAGACAAGGAAAAUGGUGUAAGUUCAAAGAAAAGGCACACCUUGAUUAUUGCAUCCAGAUUACAACCAGUAGAGGAAAAUAAACAGAUGAAAGCUCUUGUGACUUAUGGAUCUGUAGAUCAUCCACAGUUUAGUAUCUUAAAUAUUAGCAAUUCAGGGGAGAAUAUAGUAUUAUAUGUUGGAGAUGAGACUGAUUCUGUUCAGCAGCAUGACAGUCCUUCUGGCAAAGCAAUACCAAUGGAAAUUAAGAAAGCUAAGAAAAGACAGGCAACAUCUGAUCCUGAUCUUCCAACCACAACUAACGAGGUGGAUUUAGCAUUUAAUGUAGAUCAACAUGAGGCUGCAGAAGGAGUCCUUCUUGAUGAUGAUUUGAACGAGCCAACAAUGGGAGAGAAACUUGCUAGUCUAAGUGUUCUGGAUGGGAACAAAUCAAGGAGUGAUACAGAGCAAGAAUCUUCUGUCCCAGCAAAGCCUCCAAGUGCAGACUCUGUACAUGUUUUGCUUAAGCAAGCAUUAAAUGCUGAUGAUCGCACCCUUCUGCUAGAUUGCUUGUUUACACAAGAUGAGAAGGUUAUUAGAAAGUCAAUUGCACAGUUGAACCCAUCCAACGUCCUCAAACUUCUAUACUCUCUCAUAUCUAUUAUUGAAUCUAGGGGUUCAAUUUUGGUAUGUGCUCUUCCAUGGUUGAAGUGUCUACUUCUACAGCAUGCCAGCGGAAUAAUGUCCCAGGAAUCUUCAUUAAAAGCUUUGAACUCUUUGUAUCAACUGAUUGAGUCUAGAGUCUCCACUUUUAAAUCUGCCAUCCAACUCUCAAGUUGUUUAGACACGCUUCGCAUAGGGUGGUUACUUUUGGAACAGGCUAUUGACGAGGAGGAAGAUGAAGGUGAAAUGGUGCCAGUUAUCUAUGAGGAUAAGGAUACUGAUGAUGAUGAAGAAUCUGAUGAUGCCAUGGAAGAUAACACAGAUGAACAACAACCAGAAGAACAGUUUCAUGCUGCCAGAUACAUUGAUGCAAAUGAAGAUAUGUGAGAUUGAUAUGGUGUUUUUGUUCUUUUCAAAAUUUGUCAUAACGUGAUUGACAAUGAUGCAUGUGAUUGAGUUGGCAGCGUCUAAUGUAUUCGUUACAAUAUCUUGGAAGCUCCAUGUUGAUAUAACUAACACUUUCACACUCAAGUAUUCCAAUGUUUAGUCUUUCACUUUUUUACUACCA
Molecule: messenger RNA, 2744 nt
Organism: Glycine soja
Lineage: Eukaryota; Viridiplantae; Streptophyta; Magnoliopsida; Fabales; Fabaceae
Product: WD repeat-containing protein 43-like
Exons: 10
Coding region: 989-2563 (524 amino acids)
Molecular function (GO): protein binding
Source: RefSeq, a predicted model, not a curated record